Molecule: messenger RNA, 474 nt
Organism: Camellia sinensis
Lineage: Eukaryota; Viridiplantae; Streptophyta; Magnoliopsida; Ericales; Theaceae
Source: RefSeq, a predicted model, not a curated record
AUGAAAGAUUUGGGUGCACUUAGCUACUUCCUUGGCUUGGAAAUUUCUCAAGAUUCCUCUAGUUAUUUUCUUACCCAGGCCAAGUAUACUUUUGAUCUCUUGGCUCGUGUUAGCCUUACCGAUUGCAAGACUGUCACUACUCCAGUUGAUCCUCAGACUCGUCUUACACCUCUUGAUGGCCCCCUAUUGUCAGAUGCCACUUUAUAUCGUCUGCUAGUUGGUAGUCUUGUCUAUCUCACAGUUACUCGUCCAGAUAUUGCUUAUGUUGUUCACAUUGUUAAUCAAUUUAUGACUGUUCCUCGCUCUACACACUAUGCUGCUAUGGUUCACAUUUUGCGCUAUCUCAAAGGAACUCUAUUUCAUGGUCUUCACUACUCCCCUCACUCUUCUCUACAGUUGCAUGCCUUUUCUGAUGCCGAUUGGGCAGGAGAUCCUACUGAUCGUCGUUCCAUUACUGGGUUCUGCUUCUUCUAG